CUAAUGUUAUUUACAAUGAAGUGGAUUGAUUGGGUCGUGUUUACAAGUUAUGGGUAUCUCCAUUUUUGCAUCGAUGGAAAUAUUUCUUUUUGUUUUCUCACGGUGUACAACUGCAUGUACGAAUGAAAAUACAUCUUCAACUUGUUGUCCAGGCUAUCGAUUCGUCAAUGGAAUAUGUAUUGAUUGUCUGUUGGGACACUUUGGACCCAAUUGUUCAUACAGCUGUCCUUAUCCCACUUAUGUACAUCGUUGUCUUGAAAAGUGUAUGUGUGAGAAAGACAAAUGUGACAUUUCAUUUGGAUGUGGUCAUGAAGGUUCAAAAACUGCAUCGAACAAAAUAUUCCAAAGAAAGAAAUCAUCCGAAAUAUCCCGCAGAAAGAAAUCAACAAGACUUUCAGAGAUCAUGAUUGCCGUUUCUUUCACGGGUUCUUCGCUCAUAGUCAUCCUGGUGCUGAUCACGAUUUAUCAAAUCAGAAAAAAGUGUAUUCAUUGUCAAGAGAGACCACCUGUGGCAUCAGUGAUAAACGUAGAUAGACACAGUGAACAAGUGGGUAUAUACUCUGAAAUUAAUUACAAUAGAAUAAAUUGACAUGAUCAAAAUGACAUAGAGCUGUAGGAUUACUUUGUGCACGAUACUUUUGAAAGGGAUCCUAAAGUCAAGUUUGUAAUAUAUCAAGUCAUGGAAGGCAUGUCAUGAUUAGCUUUAUAAAUAUAUCAAUUAGUAAAUCUAUGAUUGAUUCAUUCUUCGUCAUGAUACAUGUAUUAUCAAUUUCUUUGACAUGAUCCGCUUCAUCUGUAAUUGGAUAGGACAAUUUUACAUUCAAUUUCGACCUCUUUUUAAUUUUGCUGCAAAUCGUAUGUCCAAGCUGCCAUUUCGUAAAAUAUGCGUGGAUUAUAAAAUGAAGUACGUCUUCUGUGUAGAUGCCUGUUAGCUGAUACGCAGCCACAUGUAAAUUAUGACCACAUUAAUUAAGAUAUAUUUUUAGACUACAUUCUUGUCUAUAUACAAUGUUGCAACAUGUAUUAUUUUCCCUGAAUUUACAAAUACAUGUAUUGUCAUUGGCCACAGUUUUUGUCGACGUUUCCUGCACAUAUUGCUGUCCAUUGGUAUGGUAAACUGCUUCUGCGCAUACUCGUAUGUUAGUGUGUCUCUUAUUUUAUUAUCUCCUAGUAAUUAGGAUUAGUUAUCUCUUUUUUCACUAAUUGUAAUGUUAGUGAACUUUUUUAUUUGUUGUUGUUUAUUGUAUGUAAUUGUGAAUGUAUCAUAUUCACAAUUUUUUAUUGGAGGAAAUAAAGAAUGAAUGCUAUUGGUAA
Ostrea edulis (European flat oyster) is the source of this 1314-nucleotide messenger RNA. RefSeq lists its product as uncharacterized. The transcript has 4 exons. The record is from RefSeq and is a predicted model, not a curated record. Bases 50 to 589 code for a protein of 179 amino acids. Lineage: Eukaryota; Metazoa; Mollusca; Bivalvia; Ostreida; Ostreidae.